Centruroides sculpturatus (bark scorpion) is the source of this 655-nucleotide messenger RNA. It is a transcript of the gene RpS18, whose product is annotated as 40S ribosomal protein S18. Bases 141 to 602 code for a protein of 153 amino acids. The transcript is spliced from 5 exons. Gene Ontology annotation, molecular function: structural constituent of ribosome; RNA binding. Gene Ontology annotation, cellular component: small ribosomal subunit; ribosome; cytosol. Lineage: Eukaryota; Metazoa; Arthropoda; Arachnida; Scorpiones; Buthidae. Gene Ontology annotation, biological process: translation. The record is from RefSeq and is a predicted model, not a curated record.
GCAUUUUCGGAUUUAAUUUAUCGCCAUUUGAAAAGUUUGGUUGGCAACGUGCUACAAAUAUAAGCAAAUUUUCUCUGGCAACACUGUUCCUGGCAUCCAUUUAAGAAGUUGGAUUGUUGAGCGUGUUAUACACAUCCAAAAUGUCUCUGGUCAUUCCAGACAAGUUUCAGCACAUCUUGCGUGUGAUGAAUACAAAUAUUGAUGGACGAAGAAAAGUUAUGUUUGCAUUAACUGCAAUCAAGGGAGUUGGACGUAGAUUCUCCAAUUUGGUUUGUAAAAAAGCCGAUGUUGAUCUGAACAAGAGAGCUGGUGAAUUGACAGAGGAGGAGGUAGAAAAAUUGGUAACAAUCAUGUCAAAUCCUCGUCAAUACAAAAUUCCAGACUGGUUUUUGAACAGACAGAAAGAUGUGAAGGAUGGAAAGUACAGCCAAGUUACAUCUAACAUUUUGGAAAUUAAAUUACGUGAAGAUCUUGAAAGACUAAAGAAGAUCAGAGCUCACCGUGGUCUCCGUCAUUACUGGGGUCUUCGAGUCAGAGGUCAACAUACCAAAACAACUGGAAGAAGAGGAAGAACAGUCGGUGUAUCUAAGAAGAAGAAUUAAUGUUGAUACACGGUUCAUUGUAACAAAAAAUAAAAAAGUGAUUGAAUUCUAUA